Messenger RNA from Fragaria vesca subsp. vesca, 2688 nucleotides. RefSeq lists its product as uncharacterized. Lineage: Eukaryota; Viridiplantae; Streptophyta; Magnoliopsida; Rosales; Rosaceae. The transcript is spliced from 3 exons. The record is from RefSeq and is a predicted model, not a curated record. The coding region runs from base 30 to 2186 and encodes 718 amino acids.
AAGCGAGUCUGACUGAAACAAAAAGCUGAAUGGAGGAAGACGAAAUGGAUUCGUUGUUCGAGGGCAUGGUUUUGUUCGACCCCAAUUCUUCCCAGUUGGAUUCCGACUCACACCCUCCUCCUCCUCCUCAGAACAACGGCGAAGAUCCCAAAAUUGAAGCUCCGCCGUCGCCACCCGGAUCAUCAUCUGAGCCUCUCGACGAGAACCUCUUCUCCGACCUCACCGUCCAAUUCCAAUCCCCUCCGGUUGUAGUAGAAGAACAAGAAGAUCCGAUUAAAACCACAUCCAGGCAGAAUUCCAGUUCCCGCAAGAAAAAAAGAGCUGCCGGAUUGAGAAUCGGAUACGCCAGAGAUUCAAACAAUCACGAUCGCUUUCCCUCUUUCGACGCCGAUGAGGUCAUCGCCGGCGGUAUUGAUUCGCCUGAUUCCACUGUAUCAGUAUCAGUACCAGUCCAAUCCCAAGUUGAAAACGAAGCUCAACCCGAAGCCGAAGUUAAACCCGAGGCCAAAGCCGAUGAAGCUGAAGCGACGCCGGAGCUCCGGUUGGAGCAAAGCAAGGCCUUGAUCGGCGAGAAGCUGAGCCGUGCUCGUCAACUGGCGGCGGCUGUUUCCUCGGCCAGGAAGGACUCGAUUGCGAGGAGGAGGGCGGCUGCUGACGAUCUCAAUGUGGCAUCUGUCAAUUACGCCAGUCUUGAGAAGCAGCUGGAAGAGGCCUGCGAGGCUGAGGAUUUCGAGACGGCCGAGAGGCUUAGUGACAGCCUUGUUGCUGCUCAGGAGAAGAGGCAGGCUCUGUUGGCUGCACUCAGAGAUGCCGAGGCGGAUUGUGAUGCUGUGGAUUCCAAAAUGCAUGAGGUUCUACAAUCUCAAAUCGGUGCCGAGGAAGAAUGUGCUUCUCUGCUCCAACAAUUUGCAACUGAUGCUUCGAAGAAUGCAGAUUUGCUGUUGAAGGCAGCAGAAGAACUCUCUUCCACAGAAACAGACAAAUGGCUUUCAUCAACUGAAGAGUUGGAAGCCAAGAAGAUGGGAUUGGAAUUUGAGUCGCAUAUUAUUGGUGAAGCAGGACUGGGCUUAAACAGUUGCAUUGAGACUUCAGUGGAGGAUGACAAGAAAGAGAAAGAGUCUCUCUGUAAGAAAAAGGACAUUCUUAUGGAUGAACUGGAGAAGCUUCUUGCAUUAGUGAGAGAGAAGGAACAGGAGAUUGCACAGAAUGAUCGUGAUAUCCAACAAGUCGAAGAAAAGAUUGCUAAUGUUCUCUCUGGCUUUGGGGAGAUGCAAUCCACUAUUCAGGCCAAGUCUAGUGACUUGCAAGAAGCCCUUUCCCAGAUACACUUGGAGAGUGAAGCUUUGUCAACAAAAAAGACAGAGAUUGAUGCUGUCCUUGCUCAGGAGCAAGAGAGGGGAGCAAAGUUGAGGGAACUGGCCAGGGUUUCUGCAGAGGAAGCAGAGGGAUAUCAACAAGUUGCUGCGCUUAGAAAGAGUCUAAUGUCCUCUAUUUUGAAGUCCAGGGAAGACAAGGUCAGGUUAGCAAAAACUGAGGAGAAGCUUUCCAAGGAUGUUCAAAAGCUCCAACAGGAUGUUUCUGCAGCAAGAACUUCACUUCAGGAACUGUCUUCAAGAAAGUCAAGCAUUCAGCAAGAUAUUGCAUCCUCUAAGCAGAAAAUCAUUUUCAUAGAUAAAAGAAUCCCAGAGCUGGAAGCAGAAAAGAAAGUUGCUGCCACUGCAAGAAAUUUUAAAGAGGCUGCACGAAUAGCUGCCGAGGCCAAGUCAUUGAAUGUUGAAAAGGAUGGUAUACAGAUUGACAUGGAAAAGACCAUCUCAGAGCUUGAGAAGCUUGAAGAAGAGAUUAAAGAGACUGUCAACAGAUUGCAGGAAACUGAGGUACACAUUUUGUCUAAGGAAAAAGAGGUAGCAACGGCUAAGUUUCAGAGGUUGCUACUGGUGUCUGGUAUUGCUAAAGCAGAAAGAGAAGCUGCUUUGGAGUUGGGUGACCUUGAAGAAGCUAACCUGCUGCUUGCAGAGGCUGAAGCAGCAGACUCUGAAGCCAAGGAACUUGAACCGAUAUACAACUUUAAAAUGGAAGAGAUUGAAAGUCUACCAAAGCACUUCAUGUCUUUGGUGCUCAUAUCUAAUCUUGGGAGGAAGCAGUUGGAAGAAUUGGCAGCAUCUGUUCAAGUUCCUCCAGCAUGACAACUGGAAGAGCAAGAUUGUGUUAAGUUAUUUAACGUUGCUUGUGGUAUUGGGAUCCACAAGUUAAAGAGGAUUCUGAUAUGAAUGACUGAGAAGCUGGAGCAGCUUAAGAACUGUGUUCCACUGGCAAUAUCGAUCAUUUGGGAUUGUGUUUUCCCAUCAGCCGUCUGAUUACUUCCUGGAUGCGUAAGAACGCAAACUCCAUCUUAUUGAUGACAGGUUUGGAACCCCUACGACCCAAUUCAUGUUCCCCUGAGCUGUGUCUUGCCAGUAGUCAUGAGAAAUCCAGCCUCCAAUUUUUUUUGUACAAUUUUAUAUUGAGGAAGUCUUCAACGUUUUCAGUGCAUAGGGCAAUUUUCUGCUGCGUAUUUUUUGUACCACACUAGGUUUAUUGGUCCUUCCAGUGUACUUGGGAGUUUCUCUUGGUAGCUGUGUGGAUAAAAAUGCGAUAAUGAAUUGAUAGUCUUUUGGGUGGAGAAAAUAAAAUCAAUACAUAGUUUUU